CUUAUGCGCGCUAGCAAAUGCAAACGCGUGGGCAAAACUCAUGCCGUGCGGACGCGCGCUCUCGCUGCAGUUUCCCCGUCUUCUCUUAACAAACAAACAAACUCUAAUCAACGUUAACGGGCUUCGCCGUGCUACGGUGAACAAGGCCACGAGCCGAAGAAAGGUUUGGAGUCUGUAGUUUUAAAUUCACCGCUUUUAAGGCGCUUCGGUGAGCGGGACGCGCGGUGCAGCAGUUUGGCGGGGUUUCUCCUCACAACAAACCCACAAACUUCAUCGUUCUACAGUCGGCUAAGAGGCUGCAGCACACCGAAGCCGAGCAAAAAGAAAGGCCGGAAACGAGUCGCUGUGGAGUAACACCGAGGCCUGCACCCAAAGCCUCCUCCUGAGCAACCCUCCAUCCCGAGCAUUCGAGCGGCCGCCCUGGACUACCGCCGUUAAGCCCUCACCUCCCCUACCGCCGGCACCGGUCGUCACCACCCUUCUGAACACUACUCUGUGUUGGCUGCACGUGAGGACACGUGCGUGCUCGAAUUCGCCCAGCCGGCCUUCCUUGCAGACCCUGCAUUCGCCUCGCUACCCGCCUAUGGAAGGCACGGCACCAGGCAACAUGGGUUGCGUCGACGACUUCGAUCGUGUCUGGCAGGGGGGCGUUGGCCUCCUGGACAUGAUGGAUCAGAUGUAUAACAUGAUCAAUCCGGACUUGGAGUCGUCGCCGUUUGACAACUUACCGAUGCCCGACUCCGAAUCGGCGCUGCUGGACCUGCAGCCGCCGUGCGAGCUGCCCGCUUGCCCAACGUUCAACGCGCCGAUCGCCGGCCCUUCCAUCCCCUCCACCGAUGACUACCCGGGCAGCCUCAGUUUCCACUUGUCCUGGCAGCAGUGCAGCAUCGCCAAGUCGGCCACAUGGACGUACUCGCCCGACCUCAACAAGCUGUACUGCCAGAUCGGCAAGACUUGCCCGGUGCAGCUGCGCGUGGCGACCCCGGUGCCGUCCGGUUGCGCAGUGCGUGCCAUGCCCGUGUACAAGAAGGCCGACCACCUGACCGAGGUGGUUAAGCGGUGCCCCAACCACGAGAUCUCCAAGGAGUUCAACGACGGAAACAACCUGGCCCCGCCAAGCCACCUCAUCCGGGUGGAGGGCAGCGUCCAGGCCGACUACGUGGACGACCAGAACACAGGCCGCCAGAGCGUGCGUUUGCCUUACGAGCCCCCGCAGGUGGGCACCGACUUCAGCACGGUGCUGCUCAAUUUCAUGUGCAACAGCAGCUGCGUGGGUGGCAUGAACCGCCGCCCCAUCUCCGUCAUCAUCACUCUUGAAGCCAGCGAUGGCCAGGUGUUGGGCCGCCGCUCCUUUGAGGCCAGAAUCUGCGCUUGCCCCGGGCGCGAUCGCAAGUCGGACGAGGAGAACUUGCGCAAGCAGGAGCGUGAGCAGGAGCGUGAGCAACAGGGGCCCGCGCGGGUGACGCCGCCGCCGCCCCCGCCGCCGCUGGCUGUGAACGGCGGGAUCAGGAGCAGCCUGGUGCUGCCUGCGUCCGGUCAAAUCACGCUGAGCUCGGACAGCGAGGGCCCCUCCGUACGCGUCUUCACUGGGAAGAGACUUCGGAAGGCGCAUUACCUCGCCACGAAGCGUUCUCGUCCAGACGAAAAGGAAGAACUGUUUCUCAUCCCGGUGCGCGGUCGUGAGAACUACGAGCUGCUGCUACAUUUGAAGGAGAGCCUGGAAAUGAAGCAGUUGGUGCCACAGCAAGCCAUGGAGACGUACCGCCAGCAGCAGCUGCACCAGCAGCAACAGCUCGUGCCAAGGAUCAUGAAGGCACUUGUGAAAAAGGAGCAUAUGGAUAAGAAAGAAGAUAAGAGUCCUCCAGAGAAGUAACAAGCUUAUUUUAAACUAAAUAAAUUGCUGGUGCAAAUUUAUUUUUUAAUUGCGCCAAAGGAGGAGGGGUACAGAUGACUAAUUGCGUCAGAGUACAUGCGUGUUGUGCAUGUAAUUUUUAGUGACGUUUUGUACAAUCACUUGAUAAAAUCUGUACGUCACCACUUGUUUGAGUGACGCUGCGUCGCAUUAAAAAUCAUUGGGGUCUCCCUGUUUUUUAUAAGAUCAGAAUUAUGACAUCGCAAUGUGGUUUUCUUGCAAAAUUGUUUUGUGUAGAUGUUUUAGUGCGUUCAAUGAUAUAGACAUGGCGGUGCCACUGUGUGUGGGGAAACUCUAUCUGAUUCGUCCAUCACACUUGAUCAAUGUUAUCUCAGAACAGUGUUUACUGUACGUACAGUUAUGAGCAGCAACAGCCACAAGAGGUAGUCCCUCGUGCCUAGUGCCAGCGUCGGAAGAAAAUAUAGCAGUUUUGGGUACGGUGUCGUCCGACCGUGAUCCAGCUGCCCCUCAUGUUGGGAGGGGGGGGGGGGGGUUGGUGUAUCGCUUUAAGAUGGGAGCGAUGCUCCCCCCAAGUGUCAAUGCUUGCCAGACAUUGCCUCGUCUUGAAGCCAGCAGGGUAUAUAGCCAUGCUGCAUAGCAGCUGUAUGGACCGACCACACGUGCAAAAAGUUAAUCCAUGUAUCGAACAACAGCAAAAACUUGAUGGAUGAUUUGCAAUUUGUGGUAAGGCACUCUGGUUUUCCUCUGAGAAUUGUGAUCACAGCCAGAGGCUACUGGAGCCUUGUGCAACGUUUAAGAGACUUGACCUGAGCCUGGAGUUGUGGGGAACAGUUUCAUCAACCCCAACUUUGUGUUACCUCACUGAGCCUCAAGUGUGAGCAGAAUGCAAGGCAGAAGAGCGUUAUCGAGGCCUUGGUGUACGUACGGGCACGGAUGUGCUGUACGGUUGGUUUUAAGUAGUGGAUGUUUUUUUCAAGGUGGUUAUGGGGGUUAACGCGCUUUUGUGCUGCGUGGUCUGAGUUUGCCUGCCUGCAAAAAGCAGCCUCCAGAAGUGUUUGCAGAAGGAGACGAUCGUAUAAUAUAUAAAAAAACACCUUGAAAACGCAGUGUUCCGCAACUAAUUACACUUGUGCUGUGUUUAUGUUUAAUUGGUAACGGAGCAUUCCAUUUUUUUUUCUCUGAAAGGUGAGCCUAUGUGUUACCACCGAAGAGGGCUUUUUUAUGUUUUAUAUUAACUUUUAGCUUUGUUACAAGAUGUUUGUAGUAGUUUUUUCGUAGUUUCGAAAUACUGUUUCGUAGCUGUUAUUUUGUACAUGGUAAGAAUUAGUCCUUAGGAAUUUCUGAUUACUGUUUUGAAACAGACAUUUCUUAGACUCCGCCGGUUGUUUUUCUGAUGUGUUUUUUACUCUGCCAAACCGCUGCUUCUGCCAUUUGAAGUACACAGUACCAUACAUUACAAACGAUACGGGUGCAUUUCCUCACUUUUCACACAUCACUGCCAUUUUUCUACUGAAUCCCAUUGAAGUCAAGCAAAUAUGUACUUUCCAUUUAAGUGCAUGCUUGUGUGGCAGGUCCACAGCUUUUGUAGCAAGUAAAUUAUGCCUCCACAGCAUUUUUAUUUCACUUGAAUCGUUUCAUUUAUGUUGAAAGCUGUUUUGUCAUCCUGGGCCUAUUGAAUCCACAAAUGUAUUUAGUCUUCGGAUAUAUUCAUAUAAUAUACCGAUGUAGGUUUUAAAAGUUUUAAAUAUUAGUAAAAUAAAAUAUAGGAAACCAGAACACAUUGUUUUCUAUGUUUAAUGUCUUCCCAUUGCCAAUGUGUUGGAUGGUGCAUCGUUAAGAAUCCAGGUUUUUUUUUAUACUUGCAUGGAUUAAUGCUGCUUAGAUUGACACGAAAUUGACGUUAACAUGCUUUUUUGCUUUCAGCU
Molecule: messenger RNA, 3798 nt
Organism: Lethenteron reissneri (Far Eastern brook lamprey)
Lineage: Eukaryota; Metazoa; Chordata; Hyperoartia; Petromyzontiformes; Petromyzontidae
Product: cellular tumor antigen p53-like
Biological process (GO): protein tetramerization; apoptotic process; regulation of transcription by RNA polymerase II
Cellular component (GO): nucleus
Molecular function (GO): RNA polymerase II cis-regulatory region sequence-specific DNA binding; DNA-binding transcription factor activity, RNA polymerase II-specific
Source: RefSeq, a predicted model, not a curated record